This is a messenger RNA of Schistocerca piceifrons (Central American locust), 1789 nucleotides long. Its product is annotated as lysosomal acid glucosylceramidase-like. Gene Ontology annotation, biological process: glucosylceramide catabolic process. Gene Ontology annotation, molecular function: glucosylceramidase activity. The record is from RefSeq and is a predicted model, not a curated record. Lineage: Eukaryota; Metazoa; Arthropoda; Insecta; Orthoptera; Acrididae. The transcript has 10 exons. The coding region runs from base 104 to 1714 and encodes 536 amino acids.
GUAGCUCGGGUUCCCAUGUCUAGGCGCAUCUGCUCGCGGGCAGCAUUACGUCGCCGGUCAGCGUGUGUGGCGGACUGCUCUGUGGUCGCGAGAACGCAACAGCAUGGUGACCGCUCUUUUGUCGGCUACAGCCUUACUGGUGACUCUGAAUGUCGUGUCGCUCACGGCCGGUUCUGGCGUCAGGGUGGAAGGUAGCCAGCCGUGCGCGGCGCGCUGGUACAACUACUCGAGCUUCGUGUGCGUCUGCAACGCCACCUACUGCGACGCUUCGCCGCCCAGGCCAGCGCUCGCCGUCGGUGGCAUCGCACACUACACCUCCUCUCGCUGUGGCCAGCGGCUGACACUGCGCUUGCACAACUUCACGGAUGCAACCGAGCUGCGGUCUGGAGCGGCGCGCCUACGGGUGGACACGAGCCAGCAGUUCCAGCAGAUGCUGGGCUUUGGCGGCGGCAUGACGGACUCCACAGCCUUCAACAUCAGGGCGCUCAGCUCGACCACCCAGCAGCACCUGCUCAGGAGUUACUUCGGAAACAGCGAUGGCAGCUCGCGGUACUCGCUGGUGCGCGUGCCCAUGGGUGGCACCGACUUCUCGGUGCGCAACUACACGUACGACGACAGCAAGACUCCUGACCCGUCCCUAAAGAACUUUAGUCUCCAGCCGGAAGACAUCGAAUACAAGAUUCCACUGAUACUGGCGGCUCAGAGGCUAGCGGGCAACGGAUUGAAGGUACACGCGUUGCCCUGGUCGGCACCCAGAUGGAUGAAAGUCUACAACGGAACGAACGGCGUCAGCUGGCUACAGUCCAAAUACUACCAGACCUGGGCAGACUACUUCGCCAAGUUCCUGAAGGAGUACGCGCAGCUCGGCGUGGACAUGUGGGCCGUGUCGCUGCAGAACGAGCCCUCGUCCGGAUCCGUCGCCAACUACGGCGUCAACAACAUGGGAUGGAGUGCACAGUGGCUGCGCCGCUUCCUCGAAGACUUCCUGGGUCCCACGCUGCGGAGCGACUCCUCUCUGGCCGACACAGACAUUAUCAUCGGGGAGGACUUACGCGACUACUUGUACUGGUCCGAAGAGAUCCUGGAGGGCGAGGCUGCGCAGCGCCUGACUAGCGCCGUGGCGGUACACUGGUACGCCGACAGCUUCACCAGCCCCACCAUGCUGGACGACCUGCACCGGAACCAUAGCGACCUCUCCAUCUUCUACACAGAGUCCUGCUACGGUCCCUUCAUGGGAGGCGGGUACCCUGCGGUGAGGCUGGGAUCGUGGGAACGGGCAGAGAACUACACCAGCGACAUCAUACAGGUGAUAAACCACUGGACGUCCGCCUGGGAGGACUGGAACAUGGUGGUGAACACUGAAGGCGGCCCUAAUUGGAUCGGCAACUACGCGGACGCGUCCAUCGUGGCAAACGUGACGGCGGACGAGUUCUACAAGCAGCCCAUGUACUACGCCAUCGCGCACUUCUCGCGCUUCGUGCCGCGCGGAUCCAGGCGUGUCAAACUCCAGAUGGACGCCGACGCCAACUCCACCGACGUCGAGAGCGUCGCCUUCCUCACUCCUCAGGAUGACGUCGUCGUAGUCCUGCAAAACAAGCAGGGGACGCGGCGCUCCGUGGUGGUGUCGGACCCCCAGCUGGGAGAGGCGUCGCUGUCGCUGCCCGCACACUCCAUGCACACGCUCGUCUACCAGAGAGCCGGCAACACUGUGUGAAAACCGCUUCUGCACCACAGCACUCUUCAAACACACUUGUAUUACAGACCAAAUAAAUACACACCUACUGAAAAA